CGUGACUGAGUCAAAUAAUAUGGCUAUCAAGGGUGUUGCGCGGUUCCACAAGAAUAUAGGGAAGCGCAUUAUCACCACCCAUACAGAACACAAAUGCGUGCUUGACUCCUGCUGGAAGCCGCAAGAGGAGGAGUUCGACGUGACUUACCUCCCGGUGCAAAAGAACGGUAUCGUCGACCUCGCUGAGCUCGAGAAGGCCAUUCGGCCAGACACUGCGCCGGUUUCCGUCAUGACCGUGAACAAUGAGACGGGCGUCAUCCAGCCGAUCAAGGAGAUUGGCGCGCUCGUUCGGCGGCAUCGCGACGUGCACUUCCACACACAAGCUGUACGGUCCCAAAGGCAUCGCGGCGUGCUACGUCCGCAGGCGGCCUCGUCGACGCCACUAGUUGGGGGUAUGGGUGAGGCUGAAAGGAUCGCGAAGCAGGAGAUGGCGCGAGACCACGCGCACGUGAAGGAACUAUCUGAGCGCCUCAUCAAGAGCAUCAACGCGAAGGUCGAGCACGUCGUGCGAAACGGUGAGACGAACGGCUAUUCGGGCUGUGUCAACCUUAGCUUCGCGUAUGUCGAGGGCGAGAGUCUGCUGAUGGCGCUUCAGGAUACCGCAUUGUCAUCAAGAAGCACGUGCAUUUCGGCGUCGCUCGCGCCAUCGUACGUGCUUCGCGCACUCGGAGCCGCUGAAGACAUGGCGCAUUUAUCGCUGCGUUUCGGUAUGGGCCGGUUCUCGACCGAGGCGGAGGUCGACUACGUAAUUGAGAAGAUCAUUGCGAUUGUGCAGCGGUUGCGGGAUAUGAGCCCGCUGUGGGAGAUGGUUCAAGACGGCAUCGACAUCAGCACCAUCGACUGGGCGCAGCAUUGA
This is a messenger RNA of Laetiporus sulphureus 93-53, 856 nucleotides long. Its product is annotated as PLP-dependent transferase. The transcript is spliced from 6 exons. Gene Ontology annotation, cellular component: mitochondrion; nucleus; cytosol. The record is from RefSeq and is a predicted model, not a curated record. Lineage: Eukaryota; Fungi; Basidiomycota; Agaricomycetes; Polyporales; Laetiporaceae. The coding region runs from base 20 to 856 and encodes 278 amino acids. Gene Ontology annotation, molecular function: cysteine desulfurase activity. Gene Ontology annotation, biological process: iron-sulfur cluster assembly.